Protopterus annectens (West African lungfish) is the source of this 6075-nucleotide messenger RNA. RefSeq names its product thrombospondin 1 (gene THBS1). Gene Ontology annotation, cellular component: extracellular region. Gene Ontology annotation, molecular function: protein binding; calcium ion binding. Bases 302 to 3817 code for a protein of 1171 amino acids. Gene Ontology annotation, biological process: cell adhesion; negative regulation of angiogenesis. The transcript is spliced from 22 exons. The record is from RefSeq and is a predicted model, not a curated record. NCBI's taxonomy places the organism in Eukaryota, Metazoa, Chordata, Ceratodontiformes, Protopteridae.
AACAACUUCAGAAUGUCAGCAGAGUGCAAGGGAUACAGAGGCAGGAGGCGUCCGCAGAGAUAAUAUUAGUUCCCCUCUGAGGAGCAUAGCAGAACUUUUGGGGUAAGGAUUCCUGUAUCGUGCAAAAUAAAACGACGUCCUCUUUGGUUGAGUAAAAGAGAAGAAAUUGUAACAAGGCAGAGAGACGAUUGCGAAAGUUUACAUCCAGGGAGCUUGACUUCCAAAACUCGUGCAGCCACUGCAGUGGUCGGUGGAGCUGAUCGGGUCGUUUGAUACAGGGACAAAGGUGACAACCGGCACGAUGAUGUUACUUCUUGGAGUCCUUCUUCUUUUAACUUGCAGCAUUUGCAAAGCCAGCCGGAUGGCAGAAGCAGUAGGAGAUGACAGCAAAGUGUUUGAUUUAUUUGAAAUGACUCAUCUCAAUCGCAAGAAUCCAGGGGUAAAGUUGGUGAAGGGGACUGACACUUCCAGCCCAGCUUUUCGAAUCAUGGACUCAAGUAAAAUCCCCCCUGUGCCAGAAGCUUCAUUUCAGGAUCUUUUGGACUCCAUCCAGCUGGAGCGGGGCUUCAUUCUACUGGCUAAUGUGAGGCAGUUGAAAAAGACUCGGGGUACCAUCAUUUCUGUGGAGCGACUGGAUGGAUCGGGGCAUGUCUUCUCGGUUGUAUCCAAUGGAGUGGCACGCACUCUCGACCUGACAUUCUCUUUGGGAGGUAAACAGCACCUCAUAUCCCUAGAAGAUGCACACCUGGCCAGCUCAGACUGGAAGAAUAUGGCUUUACAGGUGCAAGAGGACCGAGCGCAAUUAUAUGUGGACUGCGAAGGAGUGAUUAAUAAUGACCUGGAAGUUCCCAUUUACAGGGUGUUGAAUCAGGAUGUUGCCAAGAAUGCUAGACUGAGAUUGGCCAAAGGAGAAGUUAAAGAUGACUUCCAGGGCACGCUUCAAAAUGUACGCUUCGUCUUUGGCACAAGUCUGGAAGAUAUCCUCAGAAACCGGGGCUGUGCUAGCAGAACCAGGGAAGUUAUUAAUUUAGAUACCUCAAUAAAUGGCUCUAGCCCAGCAAUUCGAACUGAUUUCAUUGGACACAAGACAAAAGAUAUCCAAGCCAUCUGUGGAUUCUCAUGUGAUGAACUUCACAACAUGUUUGCAGAACUACGUGGGCUUCGGGCUAUGGUUACACAGAUGACAGAAAAGGUUCAUGAACUGACCAAGGAGAAUGAGCUUAUAGCAAAAGUGAUUGGGAAACAUGGUGUAUGUAUUCACAAUGGAAUUCGAUAUGAUAACAAAGAUUCUUGGACCGUGGAUAACUGCACAGAAUGCACAUGCCAGAAUUCAGCAGUUCACUGUCGCAAGGUAUCCUGCCCUCUGAUGCCGUGUACAAAUGCUACAGUUCCUGAUGGUGAAUGUUGCCCCCGCUGCUGGCCUAGUGACUCUCCAGAUGAUGAUGGUUGGUCCACGUGGUCUGACUGGACUUCAUGCUCUGUUACUUGUGGAAUUGGAACCCAGCAAAGAGGACGCUCCUGUGAUAAGAUAAAUAACUUAUGUGUAGGUCCUUCGGUUCAGACACGUACCUGUCAUGUCAGCGAGUGUGACAAGAGAUUUAGACAAGACGGUGGUUGGAGUUACUGGUCUCCAUGGUCUUCAUGCUCUGUUACUUGUGGAGUGGGAGAAAUCACUAGAAUUCGCUUGUGCAACUCACCUGUUCCUCAGCUGGAUGGUAAACCCUGUGCUGGAAGUGGCAGGGAAACAAAGAAGUGCCAAAAAGACCCUUGUCCAAUCAAUGGAAACUGGGGACCAUGGUCAGAAUGGGAUGUCUGCUCUCUUACAUGUGGCGGUGGAAUUCAGAAGCAUAAACGCCUCUGUAACAACCCAGCACCCAAGUAUGGAGGCAAGCCUUGUGUGGGUCCAGCCGUGGAAACACAGAUCUGUAACAAACAAGACUGUCCAGUUGAUGGCUGUCUGUCCAAUCCUUGUUUCGCUGGAUCCACAUGCACAAGCUUUCCUGAUGGGUCUUGGAAAUGUGGCCCCUGCCCUACUGGUUACCGUGGAGAUGGCAUUCAUUGUGUAGAUAUUGAUGAGUGCACAGAAGUGCCAGAUACCUGCUUUGUUCUCAAUGGUGUACACAGAUGUGAAAAUACAGAACCUGGGUACAAUUGUUUACCUUGCCCACCACGUUACAGUGGGUCACAACCCUUUGGAAAAGGAAUUGAAGAUGCAAUGGCUAACAAACAAGUCUGCAAACCCCGUAAUCCUUGCACUGAACAGACUCAUAACUGUAAUAAGAAUGCCAGGUGCAUCUAUCUUGGGCACUACAGUGACCCCAUGUUCCGCUGUGAAUGUAGACCUGGCUAUGCUGGUAAUGGUCUCAUCUGUGGAGAGGAUACAGAUCUGGAUGGCUGGCCAAAUGAUAACCUUACCUGUGUAGCAAAUGCCACAUACCACUGCAAAAAGGACAAUUGUCCAAAUCUUCCCAACUCUGGCCAGGAAGACUAUGACAAGGAUGGCAUUGGAGAUGCUUGUGAUGAUGAUGACGAUAAUGAUAAUAUUGUAGAUGAAAGGGACAAUUGCCCAUUUAUUUUCAAUCCACAGCAAUAUGACUAUGAUCGUGAUGAUGUCGGUGACCUUUGUGACAACUGUCCAUACAUUAACAACCCAGAUCAGGCCGACACAGACAAUAAUGGUGAAGGUGAUGCCUGUGCAAAAGACAUUGAUGGAGAUGGUAUUCUGAAUGAAAUGGAUAACUGCCCAUAUGUGUACAAUGUUGACCAGAAGGACACGGACUGGGAUACUGUUGGAGAUCAGUGUGAUAACUGUCCUUUGGAGCACAACCCAGACCAGGCUGACAGUGACUCUGACCUUGUUGGAGACAAGUGUGACAGUAAUGAGGACAUAGAUGAUGAUGGUCAUCAAAACAACUUGGACAACUGCCCGUAUAUCCCCAAUGCUAACCAAGCUGAUCAUGAUAGAGAUGGCAAAGGUGAUGCAUGUGACCACGAUGAUGACAAUGACGGUAUCCCUGAUGAGAAAGACAACUGCAGAUUGGCCUACAACCCUGACCAGCUGGACUCUGAUGGUGACGGGCGGGGUGAUGUAUGUAAAGAUGACUUCGAUCAGGACCAGGUACCAGAUAUUGAGGAUGUUUGUCCUGAAAACUUCAACAUCAGUGAAACAGACUUCCGUAGAUUCCAGAUGGUACCACUUGAUCCCAAAGGAACAUCCCAAAUUGAUCCUAGCUGGGUUGUACGGCAUCAGGGUAAAGAAUUAGUACAGACAGUGAACUGUGAUCCCGGCCUUGCUAUUGGGUUUGAUGAGUUUGGAGCUGUGGACUUCAGGGGCACCUUUUUCAUUAAUACUGAAAGAGAUGAUGAUUACGCUGGGUUUGUGUUUGGCUACCAGUCCAGCAGCCGCUUCUAUGUCGUCAUGUGGAAACAGAUCACACAAACCUACUGGGAUGUGACUCCCACCAGAGCACAAGGAUAUUCUGGACUGUCCAUCAAAGUAGUGAACUCCACUACUGGUCCCGGUGAACAUCUCAGAAAUGCCCUCUGGCAUACAGGAAACACUGCAGGACAGGUUCGGACCCUCUGGCAUGACCCUCGUCAUACCGGCUGGAAAGAUUUCACCGCUUACAGGUGGCACCUUAUCCACCGACCAAAGACUGGUCUUAUUAGAGUUGUGAUGUAUGAGGGCAAGAAGAUUAUGGCUGAUUCCGGAAAUAUCUAUGACAAGACAUAUGCUGGUGGUCGGUUGGGCCUGUUUGUUUUCUCCCAAGAAAUGGUUUACUUCUCUGAUCUAAAAUAUGAAUGCAGAGAUUCAUAAUGUUGCGGUUGGCACAGAUGUUUACAUGCUGACGUUGCACCAGUGGAACCUUGGGCUCUUUGAGACAAACAAGACUGCAGUUCCACUUUUUCUUUACUUCUGAAUAUAUAUAUUUAUACAUACGCAUACUUGCAUAACACACAUUAUUUGUGAAUUUCAAGUAUAUGACCUGCUUCAAACCAAGUCACUGGGCAGGUGGGGCCAACAGUUGCAGCACCGGAGCUGUUUUGGCCAUUUACACGCACAGACACUUUCAACCCAUGCCAAGUGAAAGUUUUCUUCACUUAAGAAUGGAAAUAUAGUUCCUGCCAUGAACAAGAACAGAUUAUGUGUACUUUUGUCUUCCUUGCCUCUUCAAAGGUAGAGGUCCCCAUGCAGAAAGAAGUGGUCCACUUUUACAGCAGGGCCUCCAUAUGAUGUUCUGUGAAUUGCUCAAGGAAGGUAAUUUGAAAUAGCCAACAUAUGCGACUUGAAUGUGGCUGGAAAGAAUAAGAGACUUGUAAAGGGUGGAGUUCUUUGCCACACCUGGUUUGUUGUUGCCUUAUUCAUCUGGAAGAACGCCUGAAUAAACAGUUAUUUUUCUAGAUGUACAGAUUUUUAAAAUUAUUGUCUUUUUGUUACAGAUAAUUUUUACUGUGUAGUUUAUAUAUAUAUGUUCCUUCAGCACCAAAGUCUUAAUUUUUUAGAAGCACAGGAUGAAGUUUUAUGUGACUAAAUGAACUGGAACUGAUCCCAUUUAAUAGGAAGUCCAGAUACAGAGAAAAGACAAGGUUGUUGCCAUAGAAACCAGUAAUACACUAUAGAUCAUCUACAUUUCCCAGGUAUGGGUGUUCUUUGCUCCUUUGUCCAUUUUGUAUACGAAAUGGGCAGAAAUUGCAGAAAGCACUAUCUUCCUUUAGCACUUGUCAGUCUAUGUGAAAAUAAACAUGUUAUUUUCUGAAAGGUACACAGUUAAUAUAUCAGGCAUUUAAAACAUUCCUCAAGUUUGUCUUGUCCUUUGAGUAACUUGGCCAUUUUACCUGUAGAUAAAGUAAUUGAGAAAUAUUUAUUAUUUUUUUACUAUUUAGGAUGUAAGAUGUCUGAAGGAUUCUUACUGACAGGAAAACAAAAGAGUGUCUUGAUUUUUCAUAAAUUUCUUGCUUUUAGUUAUUGUAUCAAUGUAAGAUUGUAAAUACUUUGAUUAUUUAUUAACAGUGUUUUGUCUUGAGAAAUUAGCUUUAGUUUAUAGUUUAUCAUGCAUUUUUUUUGUCCAUUGUGUUUACAAGCUGUGUCCUUCCCUUGCCUUCAUUAAAAAAGAAAAAAAAAUCCACGAGGUACAGUCUCUUGAUAGUCAGUGUCACUGGUACAUAACAGUAUAUACUGUGCUGGUGUCGGUGUAUGUGUGCCUGUAACCUCAUUUUUUCCAAAAACAAAAUCAGACAAAAUUGAAAUAUCAUGGAUGCCAGUAUUACCUCAUUUUUAUGACUGAUAAAAGAAUGAUACAUUCUUUAGCACCAGCAGCUGAGAACUUCUGGUAAAAGUGUUACUAAUUGUUAAUUCUACUGUAGAAGUGAACGAGUGCUGCACAUAAAAGUAUUUUAUUUCUUUUGCACAAAGAAAUAAGUACUCUGACGGUGAAAAUGUCAGAAACACUUGCUAAAGCCUUAGUACUUACUUGCUGGUGGUAAAUUAUGUGAUGUUGUUACAUCUUGGGUUGAUUAUAAGGUUAGGCAUAAUUCUGAAUAAAUUCAAUUUAGUCGCCCAGGAAGGUAUAAUCUCUCUCCUAAUUAUAUUAUAUUUUGGAAAGCACUAAUGUAAUGCCAUUAUUGAGGGGUCCAAAUGUAUAAGAGGUGGCAAACCUUGAUGAAUGGUUUUGAACUGUGGUAAUGUUUGGAGAUGUCAUUAUGGGUCAAAGGUUACUUUGGCCAGUCAAUUUAUCUGAUUUUUCUUGCCCAUUAAUGAUAAACAUUUCUAACAGUACUGCAAGUUUGAUAUCAUUCUGUUAUACCACAAUGUAUUUUUUUUAUAAAUUAUUGUGUCGGACUUUAUUUGUAACUGAUAAUCUCAUACAGUUUGUAGAUAUUACUAUUUAAAUAAUUUAUCAGGAAGCAUAGGAAAAUUUAGUGUUCAUUCGUUUUCACACUGAAAUGAGAAACUUUGCUUUGGUUCAUACUGUCUGUUUUCUUUUUUCUUGCACAUCCCUGAACAUGUUGACAUUUAAAAAUGCGUUAUGUUGUCAUUCAGUUGUCUACAACAAUAAACAAAAUACAAAAAAGAAA